AAGGUUAUCAUUUAUCAGCUUAGAAGUUUGUUGACUGAGGAAAUAAAAGACGUGAUUACUGAUUAGAAAUGGAAAACACAGCAAAUUUGAGAGAAUGGUUUGGAGUUGUGGAUUCAAACAACACAGGAAACAUCACUGCUCCUCAAUUACAGAGAGCUUUUUCUAUUGGGAAUUUGGAAUUCUCUAUCUCAAUUGUUCAGCAGAUGAUUAGAAUGUAUGAUUUUGAUAAGAAUGGAACUAUGAGCUUUGAACAAUUCGUUGCCCUCAACAAAUUUCUUCUUAAGGUACAACAAGCCUUCGCAGACCUAGAGAGAGGUCGUAGAUAUCUUGGUACUGAUGAUGCUUAUGAGGCAUUGAUUAAAGUUGGUUUCUCCCUGGACUCACCUGCUUUCUACACAGUCUGUGAGAGCUUUGAUAAAAACAAAAGUGGGAAAUUUCGUCUGGAUGACUUCAUAUCACUUUCUAUAUUCUUGCAAUCUGCUCGGAAUCUUUUUAACUCUUUCGAUACAGCUAAACAAGGCCGUUUUCUGGAUCUCAACCAGUUCGUUUUCUGUGCUGCAAAUUGUAGAAUAUGAAUUCAUAGAAUCUGCAUUUCCAGAAAGAUCACAACUGCUGCCUCCUGGUUUUUGUACUUGCCUUCGUAGCAGAGAAGAACAUUAUUCUUUUGGUUUGUGUGAGUAAUUGUCAAAUUCUAUAACAACAGCAUGUAGGAGUUUCAGAGAAAUGCCAAUGAUCGGGAUUCGAGCCGUCCUAGCAUGUAAAAUGGUAAUACAGGGUGAACAGAGUCUUCGAAGGGUGUCCCAUCUGAAGCAUUGCCUUAAAGGUUGAAGGGUAGAACCGAAGUAAAACACUUGUCGUUCUGUUGCAAUAUUGAAUCCAUUAAUCUGGUUCCAGCCCAGUGCUAGAUGUAUUCAAGUUUGCUCUUAGUGUUGCUUGAUUGUGUUAUGGUUCACAGAAUUAAACUUACUGAAAUUUAAGAUGGAUGAGUUCUUGGAGGGACUCAAAACCUCCAUCGAACACUUGUGUUUCAAUAUAAAUUCAUUAUAGGAUGCUUCAUACAUUCAA
This is a messenger RNA of Papaver somniferum (opium poppy), 1065 nucleotides long. RefSeq names its product penta-EF hand domain-containing protein 2-like. Gene Ontology annotation, molecular function: calcium ion binding. Bases 69 to 575 code for a protein of 168 amino acids. The transcript has 10 exons. NCBI's taxonomy places the organism in Eukaryota, Viridiplantae, Streptophyta, Magnoliopsida, Ranunculales, Papaveraceae. The record is from RefSeq and is a predicted model, not a curated record.